AUGGCUCCAUUGUUUACACCGCAAGAGAAGCAGAUCUCAGUAGCAUUUGUAUGUUUAGGUAACAUUUGUCGUUCACCAAUGGCAGAAGCCAUAUUUAAACACAAGGUGCAACAAUUAGGAUACGCCGACUACUUCAACCGAAUUGACUCCUACGGCACCGCCUCCUAUCAUGUUGGCGAAUCACCCGACCGCAGAUCAGCAGCUACAUGUCGCAAACACGGCGUACCCGUGAACCACCGCGCCCAGCAGAUCCGUCCUAAUGACUUCCGCAGUUUCGACUACGUCAUCGCCAUGGAUCAGUCGGUAUUGGAUGAUUUACGCUACAUGAAACCACGAGACUCCAAGGCCGUCGUGGAGUUGUUUGGACACUGGAAUGACGAAACGGGGAGGAAGAUCAUGGAGUUGAGUGACAUAGUGGAGGACCCGUACUACGGUGGUAUCCACGGGUUUGAACACAACUACAACCAGAUCUGCUACUUUCUGGACCAGUUCUUGAACCAGGAGGUUGGUAGUUUAGACUAG
Spathaspora passalidarum NRRL Y-27907 is the source of this 522-nucleotide messenger RNA. RefSeq names its product tyrosine protein phosphatase (gene LTP1). The record is from RefSeq and is a predicted model, not a curated record. NCBI's taxonomy places the organism in Eukaryota, Fungi, Ascomycota, Pichiomycetes, Serinales, Debaryomycetaceae. Bases 1 to 522 code for a protein of 173 amino acids. The transcript is spliced from 2 exons. Gene Ontology annotation, biological process: protein dephosphorylation. Gene Ontology annotation, molecular function: protein tyrosine phosphatase activity.